CUGCAAAACCAUAACAAUGGCGAUAUGAGUGGUAGACCUGAAAUUAAUAUCAACGUGAAAGAGCAUCAGCAAGGACCAGAUGAACAGAAUGGUUCGCAACAACCUGAAAUACCGCCAUUCUUAGUUGGCACACCGAUGGACGUGCAAAGAAGGUUUUUUGACAUUGUGUCAAACCGCGAUGAGACAUUCGAACAGAAACAAGUGGAACUAGACGAACUGAUGUCGAAUUUAGACAAAAAAAAACAGGUGAGUGCCAUGCUUAACUUUCAACCGUGCUAA
Messenger RNA from Anisakis simplex (herring worm), 279 nucleotides. The record is from the annotation of a GenBank genome assembly. Lineage: Eukaryota; Metazoa; Nematoda; Chromadorea; Rhabditida; Anisakidae.